Notolabrus celidotus (New Zealand spotty) is the source of this 763-nucleotide messenger RNA. Its product is annotated as serum amyloid P-component-like. The record is from RefSeq and is a predicted model, not a curated record. NCBI's taxonomy places the organism in Eukaryota, Metazoa, Chordata, Actinopteri, Labriformes, Labridae. Bases 1 to 687 code for a protein of 228 amino acids. The transcript is spliced from 2 exons.
AUGAAACAGCUGCUGGUUUUACUGGCCGCCUUCUGCGCUGGUCAUGCUGUACAAACUGAUCUCUCAGAGAAGGUUUUUUCUUUCCCAGUGCCCAGCUCAACUGCUGCUGUGAAGCUGGUCCCCUAUUCUGAGGAGCCUCUCAGAGCGUUAACCAUGUGCAUGAGGUUUUUCUCUUCUCUUACCCGAGCCCAGAGUCUGUUCUCCCUGGCAGUCCCAUCACAGUCCAACGCCUUCCUGCUCUACAAGCCGUCAGUCGGUGUGUACCGACUGCACGUCUCUGGGGUUUCUCUUGAACUCAGUGGGAUGCCUGAUGAUCUGACUGAAUGGAACUCUGUCUGCUGGACAUGGGACUCCACCCAUGGCUUGACAACACUGUGGGUCAACGGAAAGCGUAGUGAUAGAAAAAUCCUGGCAGCCAAAGCCUCUCUCUCGGGUGCUCCUAGCAUCAUUUUAGGUCAAGAGCAAGACACUUAUGGUGGAGGCUAUGAUCAGGCUCAGUCCUUUGGUGGGGACAUCACAGAUGUUCAUCUGUGGAGCAGCGUCAUCUCUCCGUGUGAAAUUAGGUCCUUUAUGGAUGGAGGCGCCUUCACUCCCGGAAACCUUCUCAACUGGAAAAACAUGCAGUACUCCAUCGCCGGCCCCGUGUACAUGGAGCCCCGUGACUUUGAUAAGCUGUCGUGCUUUUAGAUGAUAUAACUGAUCACAGUGAUGAAAUGUUAAACCUGAUCACGUCUAAACAAAUAAAGAUGAAAAUCUGUGUUCA